Cylindrotheca closterium is the source of this 606-nucleotide messenger RNA. The record is from the annotation of a GenBank genome assembly. NCBI's taxonomy places the organism in Eukaryota, Bacillariophyta, Bacillariophyceae, Bacillariales, Bacillariaceae.
AUGUCGAAUUAUGAUGAGCCCACCUGGGUCAACCCAGCAACAAAUGACGCUCCAGCAACCACAGAGGAAGCUGAUACAGGAGGACAUGUCACGGCUCCCCCAACGCCAAUUGAGGAUUACAAGAGGGAAUCCAAAAAGAGUCUCCCCCUUAUGGUGAUGAGCAUUUUGAACAUUGGAUCAGCCGCCAUGAUGGCAGCUUUGGGAGUUCUCACCCUGGUUGAAGUCAACAAAUCGGGCAGUGUCAAUAAUCUCAGCGAGCCAUUUCUAGCUUCCUACAUGUGCAUGUUUGCCCUCUUGUUGGGAUUAUACGAAUUAAUGUGGUGGAUGCCGACUCCCAAUAUCAACCGGGUCAUUCGCAAGAACUUUGGCUUUCUAUAUGGCCUUUUAGGAAAAGGGUUCUAUCUAAUCUUUGUGGCUUGUUUGUGCGUUGGAUUGGGAACAGAUGCCCGCAUUAAAGUGUUGAAUUACAGUACUGGUGGAUGUUGGAUUGCCAUGGGACUGGUUCAUGUAUUCAUCGUUUGUUUCCGGCCCGAACUGGCUGUUCAAUAUCAUGCACCCACUGCCGGUCUAUCUUCACCGAGCGAUCAAUUAACCAAUGUAGUAUAG